UCGCGCGAGUCGUUCUCAACGGCUGCGGGUUAGUGGUGUUGCAAAAUCGAUGCAUUAGUGAAAAUAACAAACCAAAAAAAAAAAACACUAAAUGUACAUACAUAGAUAAGAGUAUACAAAUUUUUGUAGUAAAGGCAAACUAGAUUAAGAUGACAAGCUAGUAAGCAAACCAUAUAAAAAUUUUUUGGAAGAAAUAGAUAGCAAAAUCAGUGUAAAGUAAAAAGAGCUCAUUUACUUACUAGAGUGGAAAUACUCGGCGGGUCAUUUGUGACUAUUUGAUGGUGAAACGAGAAUAGUGGCUGCGUCAUUCAACGCGUUCGGCUCCAAUAAAGCACCGCUCACGCUGAAGUGGGAGAGUAGUGUUUUCUGUGUUUGUUGGGAUUUGUGUAUAUAUUUAUGCAUGUGUUCAAGAAAGUUCUUAAAGUAAAUAGAAACAAAUAAAUACAGUGGGUAAUAGUGAUUGUCAAAAUCAGCUGUGCAGUCCUGAUAACAAGUGACACGGUAAACCGGGCGAAAGGGAAGUGUGAAACGAAGUGGUACAGAUAAAACAGCUGAUCUAAUCCAUAUAUGAAGAGAUUUGCAGAAUACCGCCAUGCAGGUUUUGUUGGAGCUGAACUUUAGGCAACGUAACUCUACCCGUCUUGCCAUAAUCCUCUCUGGAAUGCUUGCAUUCAUCUUAUUCAAAGAUAGUACGAGAGGAUGCCUCUUUCUAGGAGCUGCUUUGGCUUUGAUGCUUAGGAAUCCAACGAUUGUCUAUGCCUACGGGAACACUAUUAAACGCGAUAUUGUAGCCGGCUACCGCUUUGUCAGAUUGACCAUUUUCAUAAUGCUAAUGGAACGCAAAAAAUGGACGAUAGCUCGCAUUUUUCAAGAACGUGCGAAAAAGCACCCGCAAAAGCCCUGCUUGGUAAUAGAUAAUCGAUCGUUAAGCUUUCAGCAUGUAGAGGAAUACACAAACAAAGUUGGCUCAUACUUCAAAGCACGUGGAUUAAAACGGGGUGAUUGCGUAGCACUGAUCAUGGAAACUAGACCAGAGUAUGUGUGUCUGUGGCUCGGCCUCUCGAAGAUUGGCGUAGUCACAGCGUUGAUAAACUCUCAUUUACGGCGUGACUCACUGCUACAUUCCAUCAAAGUGGCAAAGGCCCGCGUCAUUAUAUUAGGUACCGAACUUACCGAAGCCUUGGAAGAGAUUACUGAUGAUAUUGAAAUCAAAGCCAUGCCAGUGUAUCAAUUCAGCGAUGAAAAUCAAAGAGACAAUGAUAACCUUCACCUUAUUAACGGUGCAAUUGACCUUUACAAUGCCUUACAAUUGCAACCUAUUGAAGACUUGCGUUCGUGCAUUGCCGCUUGCAGCCCUAAAGACAAGCUUCUAUAUGUGUAUACAUCAGGUACAACGGGUUUACCAAAGGCCGCGGUAAUAAAUAACUUAAGAUACUUAUUUAUGGCCAGCGGAAUCUACCACUUGCUCGCACUCAGAGCCAGCGAUGUGAUAUAUAAUCCAUUGCCUCUUUAUCAUACUGCAGGUGGUAUUCUUGGAGUGGGAAAUGGUCUGGUAAAUGGCUGUACCAUUUCCAUGCGUAAGAGGUUUUCAGCGUCGAACUUUUGGAAGGAUUGCAUCAAGUAUGAUUGUACAGUGGCUCAGUAUAUUGGCGAGUUGUGCCGUUAUCUGCUGUCCACCCCGCCGAAACCAGAGGACACUGAACACCGUCUUCGCUUAAUGUUCGGAAAUGGUCUGCGGCCGCAAAUUUGGUCGCAAUUCGUAUCCAGAUUUAAUAUUCCGCAUAUCGGCGAAGUCUAUGGGUCGACUGAGGGCAACUCAAAUUUAGCCAAUGUAACGAAUCAAGUGGGUGCUGUAGGGUUUAUACCACUUAUUGCACGUUACUUUUACCCUGUACAAAUUAUUAAAUGUGAUGAAGAAACGGGUGAGCCUAUCCGAAGUUCUACGGGGUAUUGCAUACGCUGUCCACCCGGAGAAACCGGAUUGCUUAUAGGUAAGGUGAAUCCGAAGCGCGCGGUGACUGCUUUCAAUGGGUAUGCUGAUAAGGAGGCAUCUGAGAAGAAAUUGCUGCGAAAUGUGUUUAGUAAGGGUGACAUUUAUUUCAACUCUGGAGAUAUGAUGGUUCAGGACAUUCUGGGAUAUUUCUAUUUCAAAGACCGAACGGGCGAUACAUUCCGUUGGCGUGGUGAAAAUGUUGCAACACAGGAAGUGGAAGCGAUCAUAACAAAUGUUGUUGGUUUAAAAGAUUGCGUCGUAUACGGUGUAGAUGUUCCUUACGUUGAGGGAAAAGCUGGAAUGGCGGCUAUAGUUGAUCCCGAUCGCAAAGUAGACAUGCAACAUCUAUCGGCAGGAGUUCGGGGCAGUUUGCCAGCAUUUGCACGACCUCUAUUUAUAAGGCUUAUGAACGAUAUUCCUCGUACCGCUACUUUUAAGCUGAAAAAGAGGGAGCUUGUGCGCGAAGCCUUCGAUAUCCGUCGGAUAAAAGAUCCCGUAUUUUACUUAAACAAAGAUGGCAUGUAUCGCCUGCUUACACAAGAGCAAUUCGAAGAUUUGUUAGAGGGUAGAGCUGGACUGUAAAUGAAAAUGAUUUCGAAGCUUUAAGAGAUAAUAGGAAGCUUUGGAUUUUAGUUUAAGAUUGAAAAUUACAAUGUUGUUAAGUCAACAAAAAAUUGUAUUUCCACAAUACAAUAUUUUACUGGAAAAUCAAAAAAAGGCAACACGCAAACCCGAAAUUUAUUAGAAAUAUCACGAUUGCAAAGUCGAAGUAGUUCAAAAAAAUGUUUAAAACAUGUUUUGAAGGAGUAGAUAGUAUUUCACAUGUAAACCAUAAAACUAAAAGUUUCCGGAUGUGGAAAUAUCAUUUGAUAUCUAUGUACGUUUAAGUAAAACGGGUCGCAAUAAAACAAUGAAGAGCCAUAUUCAAUACAAUAACUUCCAUAUCACACACCUAGAUCUGAAGUACGAUCAACUCGAAAA
This is a messenger RNA of Rhagoletis pomonella (apple maggot), 2974 nucleotides long. RefSeq names its product long-chain fatty acid transport protein 4 (gene Fatp3). Lineage: Eukaryota; Metazoa; Arthropoda; Insecta; Diptera; Tephritidae. Bases 593 to 2575 code for a protein of 660 amino acids. Gene Ontology annotation, biological process: triglyceride homeostasis. The record is from RefSeq and is a predicted model, not a curated record. The transcript has 7 exons. Gene Ontology annotation, cellular component: endoplasmic reticulum. Gene Ontology annotation, molecular function: long-chain fatty acid transmembrane transporter activity; long-chain fatty acid-CoA ligase activity.